GACUGGUACAUUCUGUGACACGCACUCCUUUCUGCUUAGUGAGCAUCCUUUGGACCAAUCAGUAGGAAGUCUUUUCAUUGUCAGGAUGAAGUGUGCCGUGAUGUUUCUUGUGUUGUCCAUGGUUGUACUCAUGGCUCAACCUGGCGAAGGAUUUUGGCACGUGCUUGCGGGAGCAGCUACUCAUCUCGCUUCACACUUCUUGAACAACAGGGGUGAAACUGCAGAAGAACAAGCUGACCAGCAGCAGCUGAACCAGCAACUGGCCCAGGAGGAAGCCCAGAAGCUGGACCUGCAGCGGAUGAACCAGCAACAGCUGGAUGAGCAGCAGCAACAGCUGGAUGAGCAGCAGCAGCAGGAUCAGGAACAACUGAACAGACGUUCAUUUAAAUCCAAGUUUGCUCGACGUCACUUUAAUUAAACUCUGAGGAUAGAGCGGAAGAUGCUUUAACUCUUGCUCUUGAACAUAUCGCAACUUGGCAGAGCGGAAUAAAUAUUUACAAUGCUUCUGUUAAUAAAUAAUUUUGAUUCAUUCACUUUAAGAUGUUGGUUAAUCAAUAAAGAAGCUUUACGGCACACGAACAAACAAACAACUGAACUGGCGAGUUAAUAAACAAGAUUUACAGCACA
Molecule: messenger RNA, 627 nt
Organism: Nematolebias whitei (Rio pearlfish)
Lineage: Eukaryota; Metazoa; Chordata; Actinopteri; Cyprinodontiformes; Rivulidae
Product: moronecidin
Exons: 3
Coding region: 86-418 (110 amino acids)
Biological process (GO): defense response to bacterium
Source: RefSeq, a predicted model, not a curated record